This is a messenger RNA of Propithecus coquereli (Coquerel's sifaka), 387 nucleotides long. It is a transcript of the gene LSMEM1, whose product is annotated as leucine-rich single-pass membrane protein 1. NCBI's taxonomy places the organism in Eukaryota, Metazoa, Chordata, Mammalia, Primates, Indriidae. Bases 1 to 387 code for a protein of 128 amino acids. The transcript has 3 exons. The record is from RefSeq and is a predicted model, not a curated record.
AUGAAUCAUUCUUCCCAGGACACUGGCUCUGGUGGCGUUUAUGAAGACAGAAAGCUUUAUGUUGUGGAUUCCAUAAAUGACUUAAACAAACUAAACCUCUGUCCAGCCGGAUCGCAGCAUCUGUUCCCUCUAGAGGAGAAAAUCCCAGUCCUGGGCACAAACUCAGGAAAUGGAAGCCGGAGUCUGUUUUUUGUGGGGCUGCUAAUUAUACUGAUUGUCAGCCUGGUCCUGGUUUCCUUUGUGAUAUUUCUAAUAAUUCAAACUGGAAACAAGAUGGAUGAUGUGUCAAGAAGACUAACAGCUGAGGCAAAGGACAUAGAUGAUCUUAAGAAAAUCAACAACAUGAUUGUAAUGCGGCUCAACCAACUGGACUCUGAACAGAACUAA